AUGUUGUGCACCAUUAAAAGGGUUGGUUUUCGACUAGUUUGGCAGAAAGCGAAAACCGACCACCGAAGUGGCAUCAUACGGAUUUUCAAGAACAGACCGCAGGUGGUUACGCACAUUUCGACUUGCUGUUUCAUCGUAGCGAAAGCCGUUGACUGGCACGUUGUUGUUGUUACUUCUCUCGGCACUGGCGACCUGGCACUCUACCAAGACACGGAAGAUUGUUCGCAUCAUGCCGUUUACUCAUGCUUGAAUAGGAUGCCGGAGCGAAUCCAUUUUGCGCAGAUGAAGCACUACGGAGUCGCGCAGUUGCGCUUGCGCGAUAUUACAUUGAUGAGGAUGAUCCAGAAAGAAUGA
This is a messenger RNA of Soboliphyme baturini, 354 nucleotides long. The record is from the annotation of a GenBank genome assembly. NCBI's taxonomy places the organism in Eukaryota, Metazoa, Nematoda, Enoplea, Dioctophymatida, Soboliphymatidae.